AUGAGAUAUAGAAUAAUCCAUUUGAAGACAUCACUUGCAAUACUAGUCGGAAAACAUGUCGGAUUGGGGUCCAGUGUUUGUUUCGUUGGUGCUGUUCGUGCUCUUAACCCCAGGGUUGCUGUUUCAGAUACCUGGGAGGGGAAGGUGCGUGGAGUUUGGGAACUUUCAAACAAGUGGUGCGUCCGUACUCAUUCAUUCCCUCCUCUACUUUGGCUUCAUAUGUGUGUUCUUGCUGGCUGUAAAGAUCCACUUGUACCUCGGAUAGGUCAUUUUACACCUUAA
Molecule: messenger RNA, 282 nt
Organism: Sphenostylis stenocarpa
Lineage: Eukaryota; Viridiplantae; Streptophyta; Magnoliopsida; Fabales; Fabaceae
Source: the annotation of a GenBank genome assembly